GCUGUUGCAGCAAUCGCCAACUCCAGGCGACUCCGGUAUCCAUCCGCCUGGCACAUUCAAUUUGUUCUUCCCUGUGCCUUCUCUCUGUCUGUCUGUCUGUCUGUCUGUUGCCUACUGUCUGUCACCUCCUUCGAUACACACUCGUUUUAGACGGCUCUUUUUUGGCACAUGACGUUCGUUUUUGUUUAUACCAUCCCACUUAGCGCAUCUCUCAGUGUCUAAAUCCCGACAUCUCGGGCCCGUUGUUGGCUCCUAGCUGGUUUGUUUUGCUGCUGCUCUCGACGCUGGCGAAACAGGGGGUGAUUUUGGUCUAGUAUAGCAACGAAUUGCUUGGAACCUCGUCUCGUUUUUGCGUCUUCGACACGCAUCGACGCACACACUUACGCCUGUCAGAAACAACACCACGACGCGACAUAUACCGCCCUGACGGAUCAGCCCUGAUCACGGCCGGCUUCUGACAAGAGCGCCGUCGCCAUCAUGGCUCUCAACCUCCCGCCCAUGGGCGGGAAAGACGGAGGGGCCCACACACAACCGUCGUUGCCCUCAUUGCCCAACCACCUGCAGUCCGACAGCCAUGCCACCUCCCACUUUGCCAGUCGUUUCCACGUCGGCCUCCCCAUCACACGCCUCUCCUCGCACGGCUUCAUUGCCCUCAACACCUUCUCGACCUCCAACAAGGGGGAUGGCACCAAGGACGGGUGCGCCGCGGCUGCUGCUGAUGAUCUCGCUGAGAGGGCGCUGCUUCGGUUGGGACACCGAUCAGAAAACCAGGCCGUCUUGUUCCUAGGUGAAACUGGAUCUGGAAAGACCACUGUUCGCUCGCACCUUCUGACCUCGAUUUUGAACCGGUCGUCCACUCCCCUGUCCCAAAAAAUCUCUCUCGCCGCCUAUGUCUUCGACACGCUCACCACCACAAAGACCGCGACGACGCCAACCGCGUCCAAGGCUGGUCUGUUUUACGAGCUCCAGUACAACACAGAAUCCACCACGACCCCUAUUCUUGCCGGUGCCAAGCUCCUGGACCACAGAUUAGAACGGAGCAGGAUAGCGGAUGUUCCCACGGGUGAGCGCAACUUCCACGUGCUGUACUACUUGUUGGCGGGUACGGGCCCGGCCGAAAAGACGCAUCUUGGCUUCGAUGUGCCGGCCACGCACAGAUGGAGGUACCUUGGUCACCCAACACAGCUCAAGGUUGGAAUCAACGAUGCCGAAGGUUUCCAGCUCUUCAAGACGGCUCUGAGGAAGCUCGAGUUCCCUCGGAGUGAGAUUGCCGAGCUUUGCCAGAUCAUGGCAGCCAUUCUGCACAUUGGCCAGCUCGAGUUUGAGACGUCGUCUAGCACAACGGUGACUGGUGAUGAGAGUGGUGGUUUCUCCCACGAAGGUGCUCAGACGUCUACUACGGUCAAGAACAAGGAUGUUUUGGGUAUUGUUGCCGCAUUCUUGGGUGUCAGCUCAGUGGAGCUUCAGACGACUCUUGGGUACAAGACCAAGAUGAUUCACAAGGAGAGAGUCACGGUCAUGCUCGACCCACAGGGCGCGAGAGGGAAUGCCAACGAGCUCGCCCGGACGCUCUACUCGCUUCUGGUGGCCUACAUCAUCGAGACGAUCAACCGCAAGCUCUGCGCUGAUGAGGGCACGUUCUCCAACACCAUCUCCAUCAUUGACUUCCCUGGCUUCCAGCAACAGUCUACCACCGGCUCGACCUUGGACCACCUUCUCACCAACGCCGCCAACGAGGCUCUGUAUAACCUUACCCUCCAAAACUUCUUUGACCGCAAGGGGGAGAUCCUCGAGACCGAAGAGGUGGUUGUUCCAUCAACCAGCUACUUUGACAACUCGGACGCCGUCAAGGGCCUUCUCAAGCCCGGCAACGGCCUCUUGAGCAUUCUCGACGAUCAAACCCGCCGACACCGCACCGAUAUCCAGCUUCUCGAGAGCUUCAGGAAACGCUUCGAAGGCAAGAACCCAGCCAUCCAGGUCGGUGCCUCCCAAGCCAAGCUUCCCGGUUCCAACUUUUACACCACAAACGAUGCCGCCAGCUUUGUUGUCAAGCACUUUGCCGGUGAGGUCGACUACCCGAUCAAGGGGCUGGUGGAAGAAAACGGGGAGGUCAUCUCUGGCGACCUGAUGAACCUGAUCAGGCAGAGCAAGAGCGAGUUUGUCGCCCGUCUGUUUGGCCAAGAGGCGCUGCAGACGGUGGUGCACCCUCAGGAAAGGCAGACUGUCAUGCAGGCGUCUGUCAGCUCCAAGCCGAUGCGCGCGCCCAGUAUCAUGUCCAAGCGCGGGCGCCCAGGUGCGGCGCGUCAGCCUCGCGUUUUGCCUGUUCCUGAAAGAGGAGAUGCCUCUGAUCAGGGGAGUGAGAUUGGUGAGGGCAAGGGAGCGGGUUCUCUCAUGGGCUCGGAGCAAGGGGCGUCGGGGCAGUUUUUGGCUGCGCUGGACAAUGUCACGCGUGCUUUUAAUGCUCCGGGCACGAACUGCUACUUUGUUUUCUGUCUCAAGCCGAAUGAUAGGAGGAUCGCGAAUCAGUUCGAUACCAAGUGUGUGCGGGCUCAGGUCCAGACGUUUGGUAUCUCUGAGAUCAGCCAGCGGAUUCGGUCUGCUGAUUUUAGCCUGUUCCUGCCGUUUGGGGAGUUUUUGGGACUUGCUGAUGCGCAGACGGUGCUGGUGGGGAGUGAGAGGGAGAAAGUUGAGAUGGUUGUGGAGGACAAGAGGUGGCCGAGUAAUGAGGUGGCUAUUGGUGCUACUGGCGUGUUUCUCAGUGAGAGGUGCUGGAUGGAGAUUGCCCAGCUGGGUGACGGCUUCUCGCAGGGGCCGUAUACGGAUGGCGGAGACGGGGUGUCUAACCCUUUCCUGUCCAAGGAGCGGCUGCCAUUGUCCGCGGGCGCUACUCCCGGUAGCAUCCCAAGCGAAAAGAAGGCCGGUUACUUUGGCAGCAAUGAUGUGGAUGCAAGGUCCGACGCUGGGGUCUCGGUCAUGGGCAACGGCGACAUGUUCCAGAACCUUGAGACGAGAGAACAGAUGGCGGAGCGUGGCAACGAAAAGACGAUGGAGGAGGUUGAGGUGUACAAGGACAGCCCGAGCCGCAAGCGUUGGGUGUUUGUCGUGUACUUCUUGACCUGGUUCAUUCCUGACUUCUUGAUCAGAUGGUUGGGCCGCAUGUCACGAAAGGAUGUGCGCAUGGCAUGGAGAGAAAAGUUGGCCAUCAACAUGAUCAUCUGGUUCUCUUGUCUUGUUGCUGCCUUUUUCAUCGUCGGUUUCCCCAUGCUUAUCUGCCCGCGCCAGCACGUCUACAGUCCCGAGGAGCUUUCGCGGUAUGAUGGCAAGGACGACAAUCCCGCCUAUGCUGCCAUUCGUGGCCAGGUCUUCGAUAUCGGUGCUUUCUACCCGCGCCAUUACCCUGGUAGGGAUGUUCUCCCUGAGAAGAUGCUCAAGCAGUACGGCGGCAUGGAUAUCACCGGUCUGUUCCCCGUGCAAGUCUCUGCUGUUUGCCAGGGCCAGUAUGGCGAAAUCGAUCCUGCUGUCCAGCUAGACUACCGCAACACCAACCUCACUGGCUCUGCCAACAUUCUUAACCGCGAGGAUACCAACUGGAAAUACCACGACUUCCGUCACUUCACCAACGACAGCAGACCGGAUUGGUUCUCGCAGCAGAUGCGUAUGCUCCGUGAUUCGGGAUACAAGGUUGGAAAUAUCGGUUACUCGGCCGAGUAUGUCCGCACACUUGCCAACAAGGGUGAGGCCAUUGCCAUCCUGGACGGCCGUGUCUACGACAUGACUAGAUACCUGAAGGGUGGUCGUGGCCAGAGGAAUCCUCCUGGUGAACCCGAGCCUACUGAUCGCGAGGCCUCCGAGUUCAUGCACGAGCAGGUCGUCGGUUUAUUCAGCGGACGCUCUGGCGAGGAUGUCUCGGCCCUCUGGGAAGGGAUGGAUCUUGACGCUGGCAUGAAGAGCAGGAUGCGCUUGUGUCUCGACAAUCUCUUCUACGUGGCUGAUGUCGACACACGUAGCUCGGCGCAGUGCAAGUUCUCGGAAUACCUCGUCCUGUCCAUCUCGAUUUUGCUGGCUUCCGUUAUCGCCUUCAAGUUCUUUGCUGCUUUGCAGUUUGGUACCAAGAAUAUCCCAGAGAAUCUCGACAAGUUUGUCAUGUGUCAGAUUCCGGCUUAUACCGAAGACGAAGAGUCUCUCCGUCGUGCCAUCGAUUCGGCUGCUCGCAUGCGGUACGAUGACAAGCGCAAACUGUUGGUUAUUGUCUGCGAUGGUAUGAUCAUCGGUCAAGGCAACGAUAGGCCCACCCCCCGUAUUGUCCUCGAUAUCUUGGGUGUUUCUGAGACGGUCGACCCUGAGCCCUUGAGCUUUGAGUCUUUGGGUGAAGGUCAGAAGCAGCACAACAUGGGCAAAGUUUAUUCUGGUUUGUACGAGGUCCAGGGUCACAUCGUUCCUUUCCUGGUCGUCUCCAAGGUCGGCAAGCCUUCUGAAGUCUCGCGACCUGGCAACCGUGGCAAGCGUGAUUCUCAGAUGAUCAUCAUGCGCUUCCUCAACCGCGUCCACUACAACCUUGCCAUGAGCCCUCUCGAACUCGAAAUGUACCACCAGAUCCGCAACAUCAUUGGCGUCAACCCGACCUUUUACGAGUAUUUGCUUCAAAUCGACGCUGAUACCGUUGUGGCUGCUGAUUCGGCUACCCGCAUGGUCUCCUCCUUCCUCGACGACACCCGUCUCAUUGCCGUGUGCGGUGAGACAGCCCUGACCAACGCCAAAUCGUCCUUCGUCACCAUGAUCCAGGUCUACGAGUACUACAUUUCUCACAACUUGUCCAAGGCCUUCGAAUCCCUCUUCGGCUCCGUCACCUGCUUGCCCGGUUGUUUCUCCAUGUACCGCAUCCGCGCCGCCGAGACGGGCAAGCCGCUGUUUGUCAGUCGCGAAAUCAUCGAGGGCUACGCCACCAUCCGUGUCGACACGCUUCACAUGAAGAACUUGCUGCACCUGGGUGAGGAUCGCUACCUGACGACGUUGCUCCUCAAGUACCACUCCAAGUACAAGACCAAGUACAUCUUUUCCGCGCACGCCUGGACCAUCGCGCCCGAUUCCUGGACUGUGUUUUUGUCCCAGCGCCGCAGAUGGAUCAACUCUACCGUUCACAACCUGAUGGAACUUAUCCCUCUGAAUCAGCUCUGCGGCUUCUGCUGCUUCAGCAUGAGGUUCAUCGUGUUCAUCGACUUGAUGUCCACCAUUGUCCAGCCUGUCACGAUCGCCUACAUCGUCUACCUCAUCGUCAUGGUCACCCAAAAGGCGACCGUCAUCCCUGUUACCGCCUUUGUCCUUCUCGGAGCGAUCUACGGCCUGCAGGCCAUCAUCUUUAUCCUCCGUCGCAAGUGGGAGAUGAUUGGGUGGAUGAUUCUGUACGUCCUCGCCAUUCCCGUGUUCAGCUUUGCCCUGCCGCUGUAUGCCUUUUGGCACAUGGACGACUUCAACUGGGGCAACACUCGUGUCAUCGCCGGGGAGGACGGCAAGAAAGUCGUCAUUUCCGACGAGGGCAAAUUCGACCCGAGUUCCAUUCCAAGAAAGAAGUGGGAGGAGUAUCAGGCUGAGCUUUGGGAGGCGCAAACUUCGCGCGACGACGCGAGGUCGGAGGUGUCGGGUUUUUCGUAUGCGACCAAGCAUCCUGUUGCCGUGUCGGAGUAUGGGUAUGUGCCCUCCCGCCCGGUGAGCACGACGGGGUAUCACCAGAACCAGAGCCGGAUGAGCCUGGCGGCGUCGGAGAUGCUCAUGGCGGGGAACAGGCAGAGCCAGUUUGGGGGUAGCCAGUUUUUGGGUGUGGGUGCUGGGAGCCAGCAGGAGCUGGAGAUGACGAACCUGGCGGGGAUGCCGAGCGAUGAGGCGUUGCUGGCGGAAAUUAGGGAGAUUUUGAGGACGGCGGACCUGAUGACUGUGACGAAGAAGCAGAUCAAGAUGGAGCUGGAGAGGAGAUUUGGGGUGCCGCUUGAUGGGAGGAGGGCGUUUAUUAAUUCGGCCACUGAAGCGAUUCUCUCUGGGAACUUGUAAAACUGAACUGAAGAUGGGGAGGGUGAGGGGGUGUUAAACUGUUAAAACUAAUCAUAUAAUGUUUUGCAUAUCAUUUUUUUGAAGUUCUUGGGGCGCGAAAAGAAAAAGAAGGAUAUGUUUUUUUGAGGAUUUGUCUUGUCUCUCUGUCUGUCUCUGGCUGUCUCUGGCUGUCUAUCUCUAAGGAUUUCCUUGUUAUAUUCGUCUUUUGGUUAUGUGAUAAGGGGGUUUAUUUUAUCAUUGAUGUGUGG
Molecule: messenger RNA, 6290 nt
Organism: Podospora pseudopauciseta
Lineage: Eukaryota; Fungi; Ascomycota; Sordariomycetes; Sordariales; Podosporaceae
Exons: 3
Coding region: 478-6042 (1854 amino acids)
Cellular component (GO): cell periphery; myosin complex; cell septum
Molecular function (GO): cytoskeletal motor activity; chitin synthase activity; ATP binding
Source: RefSeq, a predicted model, not a curated record